ACAGGCAGGAUAAUCACAUACCUUGUCCAAAAAUGUCUCCCAUUGUCCUUCUUAUUGUGUGUGUCUCUGUUGCUGGAGUCUCUGCUGAUAGUGUAGAUUGUACCCCGGACCAAGAUAAUGGCUGUAGAGCGACCUGUGAUGAUGGAACAACACUGGACAUAUCUAGCCUUUUAUCCUACCCGUACAAGAUUGCAGUAGAUGAUAACAGUGUGGGUCAAUAUUUCACAUAUAGUCCGUGUAGUGGACUUGACUGUGGUGCACUUGAUGAAAUCACUGUUUGUUUGGAUAAUCAAGGUAAUUGUGGGAGUACUCACUCUUCAAUGUGGGCAGUCACUAAAAAAGAUCCCCUUACAUUCACUGUUGAAUACAGCUGUGGAGUUGGGACUUUUUGCACAAGUUCAGCGUUCACAUUUGUGCAGAAUGAUGAUGAAGAAACAAAGGUUGUCUAUACAUCACAAGAAGAUGGUGCAUAUCAAUUUCAAGUGACUGGGAAAUGUGUUGGACAAAUGAAUUGUGUUAAUGAACCAUCUAAUGGCCACAAGAAGAAGAGUGUUAUUGGCCCUGCUGGACUGGUCCUCAUGAUCUUGUUUUUUGCUGCUUUGUUGAUCUAUUUCAUAGCUGGUGCUUUAGUAAUGAAAUAUCACAAAGGAGCAACAGGGAAAGAACUUAUUCCAAACUACCUUUUCUGGUCGGAACUACCAUUUCUUGUUAAAGAUGGCUGUUUAUUUGUUAUUUCUCCUUGCCGCAAAAGAAAAGGCUAUGAAGCAAUAUGAAACAAUCAUCAUCAGCAUCAUCAUCAGCAUCAUCAAUAUCAUUAUUUUUUUAUUUUUAUAUAAAUAUUUUUGUUACUAUAAUUUAUUGUAGACGCUACUCUAAUUUUUAUAGUCUAUAUUACUCUCUACUGUAUACUAAUAAAUUAUGAUCAUGUAAUAUAUUGUUACUAUCAUAACUUUCCAACGUA
Amphimedon queenslandica is the source of this 961-nucleotide messenger RNA. RefSeq lists its product as uncharacterized. Gene Ontology annotation, cellular component: trans-Golgi network. The record is from RefSeq and is a predicted model, not a curated record. The transcript is spliced from 7 exons. Lineage: Eukaryota; Metazoa; Porifera; Demospongiae; Haplosclerida; Niphatidae. The coding region runs from base 33 to 773 and encodes 246 amino acids.